This is a messenger RNA of Entrophospora sp. SA101, 867 nucleotides long. The record is from the annotation of a GenBank genome assembly. Lineage: Eukaryota; Fungi; Glomeromycota; Glomeromycetes; Entrophosporales; Entrophosporaceae.
AUGCUUUUGAUUUAUAGUGUAUUUGCCAAUUUGUAUAAUAAUUAUGCUUUACCUAAUGAUAUUGAUUUCGCUUGUCAAAAUGGAACAAGUUUAGGAUGUUGCCCUCUCCUAGCACACCGGAUUGCUUCUCAACACCAUUCACGUUGUGCAACAAUUAUUCUUAUAAAUAAUACUGGCUAUAAUAUUACUUUGGCCGCUUCCAGUCUUGAAGAUGGUCGUUGGGUUACACAGUAUGAUUAUGACGGCAACAUCGACAUAAAUUGCAUGCCACAUUCUCUUAUUGACGGACAAUCCGAGGCUAUUUCUAGUGUUUCAAGUCAUUUUCUCGGUGGAAUAAAAGGUUAUCUCUUCUUUGAGAUUGAGGAUGCUAAUUCAAGCAAUUUCCUUAUCUCCUGGAAUGUUCCAAUAAUCGGUUCCCCUGUAUAUUCCAGUUAUGGACUUUCUGAAGAAAAGUAUACCAUUAAGUCCCAGAGAAGCCUUAGCAAUACAGUUUAUUAUGUUACAGUUGAUUCAAAAUCUAAUUGGAAUAUAAUGGUACUCUCUUUCCCAUUCCUCAUUUUACUGUGCUGUUGUUCCGGUUUUGUGAAAGACAACUCAUCUAGAGAGCAAGAAUCUAAUUCCUUCGGACAGCAAGGACAACAAUCUUAUAAUGCUUUCGGACAGCAAGGACAACAAUCUUAUAAUGCUUUUGGACAGCAAGGACAACAAUCUUACAAUGCAUUCAGACAGCAAGAACGACAAUCUUAUAAUACUUUUGAACAGCAAGGGCAACAAUCUUAUAAUCCUUUCAUACAGCAAGGGCAACAAUCUUAUAAUCCCUUCAUACAGCAAGGACAACAAGAAAAACAUACUUCAGAAGCCUUUUGA